Molecule: messenger RNA, 2159 nt
Organism: Williopsis jadinii
Lineage: Eukaryota; Fungi; Ascomycota; Saccharomycetes; Phaffomycetales; Wickerhamomycetaceae
Product: Kelch repeat-containing protein
Exons: 1
Coding region: 29-1897 (622 amino acids)
Cellular component (GO): cell cortex of cell tip
Molecular function (GO): protein binding
Source: RefSeq, a predicted model, not a curated record
CAAUCUAGCCCCAGGAACUCAGAUCCUCAUGGCUAACAUGAACGGUCUACAAUUUUGUGUGGACUACACUAGUCAUGGUGAAGAUUACCGGGGACACUCGUCGUUGGAGGAAUUCUUAAAUGGGUACUACAUGAGUCAUUUGGGUGGACAACAUCAUUCGGCUUGUCCAGCACCACAGUGCACAACAAAGACGAGGACUGAACCCUUGGACGAAGAGUUACAGCAGAAAUAUUCGAAAUCUCACAGGAUGUGGAAGCCAGCAGCUCGCACAGAACGGAUGGCGUUGUGUGCUGAACCCAAUUCAAUGGAUGACAAUGGGUUCAAACGCUUUGGUCCUUCUAAGGAGAAGGCUUUCAUCAGUUACCUUCACACCCCUGUCACCUUUGGAGAAUCCCCACUUCCUGCGCUCGUGUACCACACUUCAUGUGAGGCUAAUGAUAGCAUCGUUACAGUCGGGGGUGUUAUUGCACAUCAUCAAGGUUUCCAAACGGGAAUAUUGGACGUUUCAAAGUAUAAAGUACGUGGGGUAAAUAUGCCUCUUCCCAUAAACUCUGUCCUUUUGAACCACCCUGCAGUGCUUCCAAAUACAGAUGUCUUUGUAACGUCAUCUCUAACGAAUCAGGUUGCUAGGGCCAACGUAACUGGUGAUAUUCCUCCUCCGUUACUUUGUAUGAGCUCCAGUAAGAUAACGAAACGUCACAUUUUCUAUUAUGGAGGGUUCGAAUUACUCAACGAGGUGACUUAUAGUGAAGACAGUGGGAAGUUUAUGAUUAGCAAAAGCACGAGAUUGAAUAAUAGUGCCUAUGUACUUGAUACCGUGACUAUGAGGUUCAAGAAAUUUGAACUAAUUGCACAACCAAAUAAGCUCAACAGAUUCCCCCUUACGGUUCCAAGGUUCGGUCAUUCAUCAACCUCAAUAGCUUCUUCAAGGAUUUCUAAUUACGAUCUCAAAAAUGAUACACCUGCUACAAUCUUGAUUAUGGGUGGUUAUCGACAAGUGUCUGGUUUGGAAAAGUUUGAAGCUAUAAAGGACCUAUGGAAAGUCGAAUUGUCGAUUGUAUAUCAAGGCACUCAUGGUUAUAUAGAAUUUGGUGAUGUUGUUUUGGCAACACCAAUUCCUGUCCCGGAAGAAUUCCCGAUUCCUUCAGGAAGAGCUUUCCAUUCAUGUGAGGUAUUCCAGGUUGAGAGCGUCUUUGGUUCUAACCCUCAUGAUACUAAGAGUACAACGGACGCUUCUAAACUGAGCAUGGCAAGAUCUUCCACUCCCUCAAGUGCUGUUUCCGAAAGGCAGCUUAAUUUAAAGCUGAUAGUUCACGGUGGUACAGAUGGAAAGGAAAUUUUCGGUGAUGUUUGGUACUUUGAUGUUGACCAAGAGCUUUGGGAAAGAGUUCCAACUUUUUCUCAUGGUGAUGAACCUGGUGAAGAAGUCCAGCUGAAGAAAGUGGGGCACCGUGGCAUUAUUAUUGACAAUUAUUUUGUCGCACUCCUAGGAGCUAGUCCCAUUGAUUUCCCAAACUUGCCCAAGGCUAACAAUGAUUUUGAAAUACGUGACAUAUCAAAUGCAUGUUUCCAUUCAAAAGAAACGCUUUUUGGAAAACUGUGUCAGCCACAUACCUACGAAAUCUAUUCUCUUCAUAUUCCAUCGAGAAAGUGGAGGCUUUACGAUGUAUAUCAUUCUUACAGGCUUCCUAAGAAUGCUGCAAAUCUUUCAUACUUUGGCAACAUUGGGUACGCUGUUGUUAAUAGUAACUUGAAGACAUUUAUCAUUGGAGGAAAUCUUCUGCCUAAUCCUUUGUCUACACAAGCAGACAUGACACGCCUGGUUCUUCUCCAUAACGCUGUUAGCAUAUUUGAGUUUCCUUUGAAUUUGAGUGAAGGGGAUCCAUUGAAAAUAUAACACUUAUAUUACAAGAUGAUGUUUGUGGAUAAUGGAAAUUCUGUUGAUAUGGAGAGUGAAACUUUAAGUGAUCGACAUUUCCCAGAACAAUGUUAUUAUCCAAUAUGCUAAAGAAAACUUAAUAGAAGUAUGGUCAAAAGUGACGGUUCCGAGUCUACACAUCUCUCUUCGAAUUGCUUGUGUUUUGCAAUGUCAAGUUGGUUAAUGGCAGGUAGGAUAGUGUGAAAUGAAUAGGAAGUUUAUUGUGAUGUACUUUAAUGAA